Molecule: messenger RNA, 484 nt
Organism: Trichosurus vulpecula (common brushtail)
Lineage: Eukaryota; Metazoa; Chordata; Mammalia; Diprotodontia; Phalangeridae
Gene: STUM
Product: stum, mechanosensory transduction mediator homolog
Exons: 3
Coding region: 1-426 (141 amino acids)
Source: RefSeq, a predicted model, not a curated record
AUGGAGCAUCCCCACAAAGACGGGGAGACUGCGGCGGCAGCGGCGGCGGCCGCAACGGCCGCAGCCGCGGACCCUCGGGGAGCAUCCUCGUCCAGCGGCGUAGUGGUGCAGGUGCGGGAGAAGAAGGGCCCCCUGCGUGCAGCGAUCCCCUACAUGCCAUUCCCCGUGGCAGUCAUCUGCUUGUUCCUCAACACUUUCGUGCCGGGACUGGGUACUUUUGUCUCUGCCUUCACUGUGCUAUGUGGAGCCCGGACUGACCUCCCCGACAGGCACAUGUGCUGUGUCUUCUGGUUGAAUAUUGCAGCAGCACUCAUUCAAAUCCUGACAGCCAUUGUGAUGGUGGGCUGGAUCAUGAGUAUAUUCUGGGGAAUGGAUAUGGUCAUUCUCGCCAGCUACAAGGAACAGGGCAUCCCACAGCAGCUGUGAGCCUCAGAGCCACCAGCAGGGAGUCCAGAAGAGACUGUGUUAAGCAUCUUUGGGCCAA